AUGUCCCAAAUUGUUUCCAAAUUGCAUCCAAAUUGUGUCCUUGUUCUUGGUUACUCUUGUGCGAAGUUUGGUGAACAAUUUUUGGAUUUUAUGCGGCAUUCCUCAAACUACUCAAACCAGCAAAGUAAGGAGUUUUGGAACACGCGAAGAGCAAUAGAACAAGCCCAUCCAACCGCCGACUACACCAUGAUGUUCAAUGCUAUGAAAUCCGAACUUAAGCGGAUUAGUGAACAACAAAUGGAGGAAAUGCACAACCGUUUUGAUGAGCUUUCCAAGAGCUUCACGAGAGGCUCUCGAUCUAGAUCUCACAACAGAAAUCAUAACGGUUCCAAAAGGGCAAACUAUGAGGACUAUUCGGCAAAUGAGGAUGAAGAGAGAGCCGAGAGGUCUAAGAGGGACAUUUCUAAGGAGGUGCUUGGGGGACUUAAAAUCAAAGUUCCUACCUUCCAAGGAAAAAGUGACCUUGAGGCUUACUUGGAAUGGGAAGGUCGAAUUGAGACGGUCUUCGAUUGCUAUGAUUAUAGCGGGGAACAAAAUGUGAAGGUUGCCACUGUUGAGUUCACCGAAUAUGCACUCAUUUGGUGGGAUCAAGAAAGGACUAGUAGGAGACGAAAUGGUGAACCGCAAGUCCGAACUUGGCGUGAACUCGAGGCAAUGAUGCGCAAAAGGUUCGUUCCAAGUUAUUACAAUCGAGAUCUCCACUUAAAACUGCAAACCCUCACUCAAGGCAACAUGAAUGUGGAGGAUUAUUACAAGGAGAUCGAAAUGGCCAUGAUGAGGGUUAAUAUCCAAGAAGACCAUGAGGCCACCAUGGCAUGGUUUCUCAGAGGUUUAAACUCUGACCUUCAAGAGGCCUUAGAACUUCAACACUAUGUAGAUAUAAGCGACCUACUUGAAUUGGCCAUCAAGGCCGAAAGAGGAAAGAAAUUGAGGAGAGGUGGCCGACCAUACCCCACCUCAAAUCCGAAUGUUUGGAAAGGAGGACAGUCGAGAAGGACAUCCCAUGAAGCUGGACAUUCGGCCACACCACCCACUUCUAGCCAAACACAAGGUAACUUCCCUAACCGAAAUUCUAAUUCUACCCCUAACAAGUUUGUCGAUCCAUCUAGGUCCACUGCAAGGCCUACUCAAGAAACUCCUAAGCCUAGGAGUGGGGACAUUAAGUGCUUCAAAUGUCAAGGAUUCGGACAUAUUCAAUCUCAAUGUCCGAAUCAAAGGGUCAUGCUUAUCACUUACAACGGAAACAUCGUGUCGGAUGAUGACGAUUGUGAGGAGAUGCCGGAUUUGACCAAGAAGGAGGGUGAACUUGACUCGACCGAGGAAGAAUGUUCACCAACCCAAGGUGAAAUUGGUUGUCUGGUUGCACGAAGAGUGCUAACCGCCAGAGUCAAAGAAGAUGAGCAAUUGCAACGAGAGAACUUGUUUUACACUCAAUGUAAAGUAAGUGACAAAGUGUGCAAUCUCAUCAUUGAUGGUGGAAACUGCACCAAUGUAGCAGGUUUGCUAAUGGUGGAGAGCCUGGGGCUUCCUAUGACUAGACAUCCACACCCAUACCGACUACAAUGGCUAAGUGAAGAUGGAGAAGUGUGUGUCUACAAGCAGGUGCUUAAGAGGAUCUUGAAGAGAAUAUCGGAGCGAACAACUAAAGACCUUAUUUGCACUUACUCAUUUGUUUUGAAUUGUGUUGAUGAACUCGACAAGGCAUUGCCUUCGAGUGUAGUUGCAUUAUUGUUGCAGGAAUUUGAGAACGUGUUCCCUGAUGAGGUCCCUGAUGGUUUACCACCCAUCCGAGGGAUCGAGCACCAAAUCGACCUCAUUCCUGGAGCACCAUUACCCGAUAAACCCGCCUACCGAAUGGGUCCGGAGGAAACUAAGGAACUCCAAAGGCAAGUUGAUGGCCUCCUAGGCUAUGUUGUUAGCUCGCAGGGCAUCAAAGUAGACGAAUCUAAAAUCGAAGCCAUUAAACACUGGCCAAUGCCAAAGUCAGUUGCGAAUGUACGAAGUUUUCACGGUUUGGCUGCCUUCUACCGACUUUUUGUCAAAGACUUCAGUACCAUUGCUGCACCAUUGACUGCAGUGACGAAGAAAAAUGAUAAAUUCCAUUAG
Molecule: messenger RNA, 2106 nt
Organism: Coffea arabica (coffee)
Lineage: Eukaryota; Viridiplantae; Streptophyta; Magnoliopsida; Gentianales; Rubiaceae
Source: RefSeq, a predicted model, not a curated record